UGCGCCAAAUAAAGAAGCGCACAUGGCCCGUGACAGCUGUGCGCACCGAGAAACCCGAGACAGGCUUCUGAAGGGCCCAAUCCCUGAAUUCCCAGAGACCCCUAAGCGCUUCACCAGACCACCACACGAACGGAAAAGACGACGCAACUCGGCCCUGGAUAACAUGCGGGGUAAGAUUUUAUCAUGGUCGCCUUCUGCGGGAGAGGAGGCCUGCUGUUAGUCGCGCUUUGCUCCAGUCUGGUGUUUGUGGCUGUCGCGCAGUAUGACAAGUACAACUUCAGAAACUUCUCCGAGGAGGAGCUGCUGCCCCUGGCCGCGGCCUACGGGCGGGCGCUGGACCUCUACGCCGCACAGAACUGGACGGAGGCCGUGGAGCACCUGGAGCUGAGCUUGCGUCUGCACCGGCUGCUCAGGGACAGCGUGAGAUACUGCGUCAGACACUGCAACAACACCAACUAUGACGGAGAGCCCUCGUUCAUGGAGAACUGGGAGCUCCGUGUGUACUGGCACGUCAUGAUGAGAGCGUCCUGCAUGAAGAAGUGCAGAGAGCACCUCCGUGCGCUGCACCUCCCGUUUCCCACGGAGGAGAUCAUGGACGAGUUCAGGAGACGGGCUCCCUACAAAUACCUGCACUUUGCUCAUUCCAGCCUGAACGACCUCCAGAAGGCCGUGCCCUGCGCCUACACGUACCUGCAGAGGAACCCUCAUGACGAGGAGAUGAACCAAGUCAUGGAGCGAUACAGGAGCCAAUACGACCUGAGCGGCUACCUCACCGACCAUGAAGAACGAGCCCACGAGGCCUCCUUCCUGAAGGGAGUGCAGCUCGUCAGCUCAGGCGACUACAGCAGCAGCACUGAGCACAUGGAGAAAGCUCUGAGGCUCUACCUGCACGAGUAUGAAAUGUGUCAAGCAGAGUGUGAGGGCACCAGCCCGCUGUCGUCAGGCAGUGACCUCUACCCAGCACUCGCAGAGGCCUAUAUUGACGUGUUAAGGUGUCAGCUGAAGUGUGAGGACAACCUGAUGCCUAACGUUGGCGGCUAUUUUGUGGAGAAAUUCAUGGCCACUAUUUACCAUUACCUGCAAUAUGCGUAUUACAAGCUGAACAACGGCCGCAGUGCUGUGCCCUGUGCGGCCAGCUACCAGCUGUUUGAACCAGAGGACCAGGUCAUGAGGCAGAACCUGCUGUAUUACCAAGCCUACGAUCAACAGUGGGGCCUUCAGCCCAGCCACUUCACUCCGAGGACGGAGGCUCUUAAAUACCACAGCCAGAUGGUCACACAAAAGCAGAUGCUGGUGUUUGCAGAACAUUUCUUAAAAUUGGAUGAUGAGGAUUUUCUGGGUCCGGAGGAAGCUGCACGGCUGGCCUCGGACUCGCCCGACAUCGAGUUUGAAGGCAUGGGCGACUACGAGGAGUCCAUCUAUGCUAAAUGGUGGCAGCCUGAGGGGAAAGGAGAUGACGGGGAGUCGAAUGCAUGAACGCUGGAUGUUCACACAACUAAAGAAUAUGUUUGAACUUUAGAAGCAGAGAAAUGUUCAGAGGUAACUAAAAUCAAAGAAAGAAAGAAAUGAAAAAAUCGUUUAUGUAUUUGUGAGGCAAACAUCUCACAGGUUAACGUCACAUCCACCUGAAGGACCAAAGUGAACUGUGCAGCAUCAACACAACUGUGAAUUAUUUCAAUAAGAUGAACAUGAAACAAACAUCCAAUCACAAUC
This is a messenger RNA of Myripristis murdjan (pinecone soldierfish), 1713 nucleotides long. RefSeq names its product endoplasmic reticulum protein SC65-like. Gene Ontology annotation, cellular component: endoplasmic reticulum. Bases 184 to 1476 code for a protein of 430 amino acids. The transcript is spliced from 7 exons. Gene Ontology annotation, molecular function: protein binding; collagen binding. The record is from RefSeq and is a predicted model, not a curated record. NCBI's taxonomy places the organism in Eukaryota, Metazoa, Chordata, Actinopteri, Holocentriformes, Holocentridae. Gene Ontology annotation, biological process: collagen fibril organization; peptidyl-lysine hydroxylation.